AAGUGAUGAUGGUGGGGUGACAGGCUCUCCCCCUGACAGGCCCCCCAGCCUCCUUCCACCCCUUCGGCUCCAGGCCGAUGGCAGAGAGGGAGGAGGCGGGGUGGAGGGGAGGCACCUCACCAUGGUAACCUGGGGAGGUGUUUCUCCUAGCGGGGAUGGAGAAGUACGAGAAAAUCCUGACUCUUGGCCAGGGCGCGAGCGCAGAGGUCUUCCUGAUGAGGGACCUGAGGACCAAGCAGCUCUUUGCGGUAAAGAAGGUCAAGAUGGUCCCGGGCAAGAGGCUCCGGAACAAAGAGGCCGUGCUGCAGGAGGUGGCCAUCCUGAAGCAGCUCCGGCACCCACACGUUGUCGCCUGCCACGACCACUUCCUGGACGCGGUUGAGAAGCACGUCUUCAUCGUGCAAGACUACUGCGACGGGGGCUCCUUGCACGAGCACAUCCUGACCAAGCACGGGGGCUACUUCUCCGAGGGCAACAUCAUGAGGUGGUUCGUGCAGCUGGCCCUGGCCAUCCAGUACAUCCACGGCCUGAAGAUCCUGCACCGUGACAUCAAAGCCUCCAACGUGUUCCUGACGCACUUGAGGACCCUGAAGCUGGGCGACUUUGGCAUUUCCAAGGUCCUGGACAGUACGGUGGAGAUGGCCAGCACCUUCGUGGGCACCCCCUACUACCUGAGCCCCGAACUCUGCAAGGACGUGCCCUACAGCUCCAAGGCGGACAUCUGGGCGCUGGGCUGCCUCCUCUUCGAGCUGUGCGCUCUCCAGCCCCCCUUUGAAGCUUUCAGCCUGAUUGGCCUGUUUCAUAAGAUCGUGCGGGAGGACCACGCUCCCGUGCCCGGGUGCUACUCGGAAGGUCUGCGCGGCUUGAUCCGAGCCAUCCUGCAGAAGGACCCCCAGAAGCGGCCCAGUGCCACCACCAUCCUCUUCUUCCCCUUUGUCCAGAAGCAUCUCAGCCUCUUCCUCCUCCAUCGAGAACCCCAGAAGCCCCUGGCAGAGGUGUUCCACAAGAGAGACACGGGAGGACUCAGCCCACCCAGACAGCCUCCCAAGCCAGCCCACCAGGGCUACGCGGCCUUCACGCCAGGAUACGUCCCACCGGCAGCCCACCAGCAGCAGGCUGAAGCCCAGGACCCAGAGGAAGGCCUGAGCGCCUCCAGCAGCGUCUCCAAUUACUCGGCAGACUUUGAACACACGAGCACCUCCGCGACAGACAGCAGCUCGGAUGGAGAUGCCCUCAACAGAGAGAGCACAGAGAGCCUGACAGAGACUGAGUCCGAGUGGGGUGCGUCCGAUUACCUGGACGACUUUGAGCACUCAGAAGAGGGGGGCCUGGAAGAAACGGAGAAUGACGCUGAGAGUGCCGUGCAGGUGGUGCAGAAGGGCAGGUCCUACUCCUCCCCUCUGGGGAGCUUCCCAAAGUGCAGAGGUGGCAGGGGCUUUUCUGGAAGCGAGGAUGGCAGCUCUUGCUUUUCUGGAAGCGACGACACCACCAGGGACUUGCCUCCCCUGUUUGAGCCCAGCCUGAGUGUGGACGACACGGAGCCGCUGGAGGUUUGCUACCUGCUCAGGAGGCUGGGCCUGGACAGUUCCUAGAGGAAGCCGGACCCCAUGGCACCAGCGCUGGAAAGGACCCAUUUGGAAAAAGCAAACACCUGGCCCAGAACUGGUCGCUGAGGACCCCACACGGGAAGGGCUCUAGCACCCAAUGUGGGCAAGGGGCUCCCAUGGCCACCUCUCCUCCUGCCCCCGACCCAGAGACUAGAGCCUGCUCUUCUGCCCUCUCUUGUAAAGCAGGGAUAUUAAGAGCCUAGAAUUGGUAGAGUGAUAAGACAAUAGUAAUCCUCGUUAUCUUGGCAUGUCCAAAAUCAUGCCAAGCAGAUUUAUUCAGAACUCUAGCUUUAAAUGCACCUAUUUAAAUCCAGUGAUUGCCCAGUUGAACUCACCUAGAGGAGUCACACCCCCUCCCCAGAAAACCAUGGGACCCCCUGGGCCUACUUUUGGGAAAGCAUGGGGACUGCCCUCCCCUCUCCCUCUGGGCCAAACGUCCUCACAUGCCUUCUUCUAAUUUUGUUGGUGAAUAAAGAGAGCAAAGAGG
Molecule: messenger RNA, 2094 nt
Organism: Hemicordylus capensis (graceful crag lizard)
Lineage: Eukaryota; Metazoa; Chordata; Lepidosauria; Squamata; Cordylidae
Exons: 3
Coding region: 156-1592 (478 amino acids)
Biological process (GO): protein phosphorylation
Molecular function (GO): ATP binding; protein kinase activity
Source: RefSeq, a predicted model, not a curated record